This is a messenger RNA of Perca fluviatilis (European perch), 2339 nucleotides long. RefSeq names its product synaptophysin-like 2b (gene sypl2b). Gene Ontology annotation, cellular component: synaptic vesicle membrane; synaptic vesicle. The coding region runs from base 156 to 887 and encodes 243 amino acids. The record is from RefSeq and is a predicted model, not a curated record. NCBI's taxonomy places the organism in Eukaryota, Metazoa, Chordata, Actinopteri, Perciformes, Percidae. The transcript is spliced from 6 exons.
GACGCCUGAACGUCAGUGAUCACGUGUCAUCUACUACGAUUCGCUGAAGUUGGAGAAAAGUUUGACAAACCUGAAGAUCUUCCAGAGAGCCAGAGAUUUGCUAAAGAUCCAGAAAGGAGACAUCGAUACUAAGGUUCUUUAUCUCCAAACACACGAUGGAAUCCGUCGCCCAGAAAGUGCUGUCUUCGGGAUUCAAUCUUGACCUGGGACCUCUGAAAGAACCGUUGGCAUUCAUCCGUUUGCUAGAAUGGGUCUUCUCCAUAUUUGCCUUUGCCACGACUGGAGGUUACAGCGGCACAACCAGCAUCAACGUCCAGUGCCAUGGGAGUCCCAGUCAAGAAAUAAAGGCAGCCUUUAACUACCCAUUCAGGUUGACGCAGCAUCCCUAUAGUGUUCCUGACUGCAAAAUCAAUCAAACCACUACCACUGAGUACUACCUGACUGGAGACCACACAUCCUCGGCACAGUUUUACGUCUGCAUUGGAGUGUUGGCCUUUCUCUACACCACUGCCACACUAGUCCUGUACUUGGGCUACCAGCACUUGUAUAGAGAAACUAGUCGUGGCCCCACCGUGGACCUGUUGGUGACUGCUGCCUUGACCUUCAUGUGGCUGGCAUCAUCCUCUGCUUGGGCUAAAGGCUUGUCUGAUGUGAAGUGGGCCACCAGCCCUUCAACCAUUGUAGCUCUUUCUGAGGUUUGCAAAGAUGUCAACAAGUGCACCCCAGGUGCUCUGCCUCACAUGGGCCGACUAAACGCCUCUGUGAUUUUUGGUUUUCUUAACCUCAUCCUUUGGGGCGGCAACUGCUGGUUCAUUUACAAGGAAACCCCUUUCCACAAAUCAGCCAACCCGCCUGCACAUGUGGAGGGGGGAGUCGGGCCAUCGUAACUCACCAGCUUCCACAUUUCAAAAUGUAGUGCUAUUGAAUGAGUCAAUUUGGUACUAAUUGUUAGGAAAAAUAAAAUAGAUUAGAAGGUAUACAUUUCCAAAAUGUACUGUUCCUUUUUUGCUAAUUAUUAAUUUUACAUUUAGGGCUGUAUUAUCUCAAAUACAUUCAGGAAAGGAACUUAAAUUUGAGAUGUUCAUAGUGACAUAAAUUCAGGAAAUUGUAGCAGUCAAAAAUGUUAUUCUCAUAGAUGCUCAGUUUACUUUUUUUUAACAUAUUUUUACCCAGGUAUCCAAAACAAAGGGUCCCUUAUCUCAAGUGGUACUGCAGAUGUGGACUGUGCAGCAUUGUUGGCGAUAAAUCAGAAUGAAGCAUCACUUUGUCAACUUCAACUGCCAACAGUAUUUCUGUACCAUGAAUCAUUUCUGCCAUCAGCAUUUUCUUUAAAAAAAAAAAAAAAAAAACUCAGGGCUGUUGAGUGUACAAAAUACAGUAUAGCUAAUAAAUUAUUAAAUAUUUGAUGUGCAUCUAUUAUUAACAAGUCUAAACAAACUAACAUUUCAGUCUAAUCCUAAAACAUAUAGUAGGCAUCAAAACAUGCAGUUAUGAUGAAUUCAUGUUAAAUAGUAGUUAAUUGGAAAAUUAAUCCAGUUGCCAUUAUGAGAUUAUUUAUAAUGGGUGAAAGCAAUUUUAUUGCAUCAUUUUUGUGUAACGUUGUGUCUUAUCUCACUGUGGAAGGCUAAAUUCAGUAUUUUAGCCUAACCGCUGAAUAUUAUGUUGAAUGUAGUGGAUAUAUUCGUUCAGAGCACGUUCGCUCUUUAUGAAUUUUUAAUUUAAAACUAGGCAGAUGCUAUUUGCACACAGGUGUCAGUAGCCAAUAAUGCUAACUGCACCCAGUUGUGUUGUCUAAACCUAACCAAGUAGUUGUUUCCUAAACCAAAUUACAAAAAUAAGUCUGUUACGCUUCUUCUAUUUCACAACUUUUGCUCUUUAUACUACUAGAUGGCAGGGGGUGAAGGGGCCAGGUGUAAAUAGCCACCACGUGACUAUUCUCACCCAGGUGCAAAUAGACUAUUACACUUAUUGGGGAGAAUUUUGGAUCUUUCCCCUGGAUGUUUAUAAUGUUUACAUUUCAAAAAACAAAAGUCCUACAGUAUUUCAAAGACGAUGUACCAUAAAUUGUAUAGCCUUAGCUAGUGGUUAGUAAUAAUUGAUUGAGCUCUAACCUGUUACUAAUUAACUGUUUUUCUUGUUUUUGCCUGGCUUCUACCUCCACUUUCUUAUAAGACAAGCUGUGUUUCUCUAUUACUGCCAUCAUAAUGAUUCCCUACUUUGAUAUAGCCUUGCUUGAUUCAAAGUUUCUAGUUUGAUCCACCACUUUGUUGAUGAAGGUGUCCCAUAGAUGAAACUGCAUGGACAUGAAAUGCUGUGCAUCAUUAAAAGGAAGAAAUGGA